CCAUAGAAGCUCUCCCCUUUCUGGAUAUGGAAGAUUACUCCAUCAUCAAUUCAUCUGCUGUUUCCAAACAAAAAACAUCACCCGAGGACGACGAUUCAGUCGAAGAAAGCGGCUGGACUGCUUAUUUUGAAGAUUUCUCAAACAACAAUAAUCACCAUCAUCAUCAGCUGCAGCAGCAAAAUAGUUAUUGUUCGAGUUUCAGCUGUGGUUCUUCGUUGAUCUCCGAUGCCGCAAUGACCCGAGGAGAUGCAUGGAAAUCAUCGUCGACCCUCACUAAUAUCGACCAUCAUCACCGUGUUUUUCCCAGGAAAUUGAGGUUCAAGAAAACAAGAGCCGAAGAGAUUAGCGACCAGGAUGAUUCAUUGGAGGAUACCGCUAGCUCACCGGUCAAUAGUCCCAAGGUUAGUGAUGAUUGGAAAUCAAUCAAUAUGAAUCCCAGAAAGAGAGAAAAUGAAGCUGCACAUAGUUCUCUGGGGAAGGAAAGUGCAGAGAAUUGUUCAGACAUACAUAUAGAAGAAGAAGAAAACAAAUUGAAUUUCCAUGACGGGAAGAAAGAUUGUACAGAGUUAAACAAAAGAGGGUUGUGCUUGGUUCCUUUCUCCAUGUUAGUUAACUAUCUCCGUUAAUAUCGUUAAUCCGCAGGCACCAACUGUUUCCGAUCAUGUCUUGUUUACAAUAUGGUUUCGUCCUGGUCGAUAUAAUUGUAAUAUCAACGAUGAGAAGAAGCCGGAAUCGAAAGAUAGCGACGAUAAUAUUUCGUUGCACCCACUCCCUCUUCUUUCCCUUGUGUCUUCCUUCCAUCUAG
This is a messenger RNA of Hibiscus syriacus, 805 nucleotides long. Its product is annotated as vascular-related unknown protein 1-like. Gene Ontology annotation, biological process: xylem development. The record is from RefSeq and is a predicted model, not a curated record. The transcript is spliced from 3 exons. The coding region runs from base 27 to 626 and encodes 199 amino acids. Lineage: Eukaryota; Viridiplantae; Streptophyta; Magnoliopsida; Malvales; Malvaceae.